AUGCCUAACAAGACCCUCGGCGUAGCCCAGGAUGCGACCCAGCAACAGAUUCGCACUGCGUAUAAGAGAGAAUCUCUAAAAAACCACCCAGACCGCGUCCCCUCCGACUCCCCCGAACGAAACCAACGCACGAAAAAGUUCCAAGAAAUCAACGAAGCAUACUACACCCUCUCAGACCCAACCCGCCGUCGAGACUACGACACAACCCGCGCCUACGAAUCCGCCGACGAAGAAGUCGACGACGAAACCCCUCCGCCCCGCGGUCCACCGGGUAGUUUCCCAUGGUCGAGCUUCGGAUUCGGCGAGCGCGAAACACGCUCAGCCGAUCAAUUCGGGUCCGUAUUUGAAGAAAUGAUGCGCGAGGAAGGAAUGGGUGAAGAAGAAGACAACAAUGGGCGACGCACCACUCGACCGACGUCUAAAUUCUGGGCUGUCGUUGGAGGCGUUAGUGGUGGUGCGAUCGGAUUUAUUGUGGGGAAUCUCCCGGGAGCGUUGGCCGGGGCUGUUGCGGGGAAUCGACUCGGUGCUGUGCGUGAUGCGAAGGGGAAGAGUGUUUAUGAGGUUUUUUUGGAAUUGCCGAGUUCUGAUCGGGGUCGGUUGUUGAGUGAGCUUGCUGCGAAGGUUUUUCAGUCUAGUAUGGGGGCAUAG
Penicillium waksmanii is the source of this 648-nucleotide messenger RNA. RefSeq names its product putative DnaJ chaperone (Caj1). Bases 1 to 648 code for a protein of 215 amino acids. The transcript has 3 exons. The record is from RefSeq and is a predicted model, not a curated record. NCBI's taxonomy places the organism in Eukaryota, Fungi, Ascomycota, Eurotiomycetes, Eurotiales, Aspergillaceae.